AUGGAUGAGCUUUACCCUGGGAAAACCACCUUUAUGAUCAUGAUAUCUCCCCUGCCAGCUUGUGCUCUGAGCCAGAUAAAUACAAAGCUGCUGGCAGAAAUGAAGAUGGAAAAGGAUUUCCUUCCUGUUGGAAGAGAAGUUGCUGGAAUUGCGUUAGCUAUUGGAAAUGAAGUAUCAUUCUUUCAACCAGAUGAUGAAGUAGUUGGGAUUUUUCCCUUGGAUUCUGAAGACUCUGGACUUUGUGAAGUUGUCAGAAGGCCGGACAAAGGGACUAGUAUAUACCCCGUCCGAGAACUAAAGGCUCUGCAAUUAAGUAGUUCAGGAAGCCCCGGGAGCUCUGAGGACGAGAGCCUUGACCCGGAGGAGGAGGCGGAGCUAGAUGAGGAAGUAGCGAAGUAUGAGGAAGAAAGAUAUCAUCCAGAUGAUCAUGUACAAGGCAACAAGAGACACCAAAAACAUUCACAUUCUGUGAUGGCCGCUUCACAAGUGGCCCCCUCAGCGUCCCCUCCAUAUGAGGUCCGCCGAGGAUCUUUUUCCCUCCUAUCUGAUAAAGUGCAGAGGAAGUUACGUUCGGCCUUCCCUGUCUUUGAAGGCCUAGAGAACGGGCGGGUAUACGCACCCGUGGAAUAUAACCAAAUAAAGGAAUUAGCAGAGUCAGUCAGAAAGUAUGGCGUCACCGCCAAUUUCACAUUGGCACAAUUGGACAGGCUGGCGAGAGACUCCAUGACACCUACUGAUUGGCAAACAAUAGCCAAGGCCACGCUUAACAGCAUGGGCCAGUUUAUGGAAUGGAAGGCCCUUUGGCAUGAAGCAGCUCAAGAACAAGCCAGGGCCAAUGCUAUAUCUUUGACACCAGAACAGCAAGAAUGGACUUUUGACAUGCUGACAGGGCAGGGACACUAUGCAACCAAUCAAACAAAUUUCCCCUGGGGAGCAUACCAACAAGUCUCAAGCACUGCCAUCAGGGCCUGGAAGGCACUCUCUAGGAAGGGUGAGGGAGGUAACCAAUUAACAAAGAUUAUACAAGGAGCUCAAGAGCCUUUUUCUGACUUUGUGGCUAGGAUGACGGAGGCGGCAGGGCGCAUUUUUGGAGACUCUGAGACAGCCAUGCCUCUUGUCGAACAGCUUGUCUUUGAACAAGCCACUCAGGAAUGCUGUGCCGCCAUUGCCCCUAGAAAAAACAAAGGGAUGCAGGACUGGCUUAGGGUUUGUAGAGAGUUAGGGGGCCCUCUUACCAAUGCAGGGCUGGCAGCAGCCAUUUUACAGUCCCAGAGACGCCCCCCUAAGGGGCCCGAAAAAAGGGUCUGCUUUAACUGCGGAAAGCCCGGACACAUGAAAAGAGACUGUAGAAACAGAGGGCCCACCCCUGCUCUUUGCACCCGCUGCGGCAAGGGCUAUCAUAAGGCAGACCUAUGUCGCUCGGUUAGGGAUUUGAGAGGUAAUGUCCUCCCUCCUAAGGCAACCUUUAUCAAUGAGGAUCCAAAAAACGGGGCAGCGGGCCCAUGGUCCCAGGGCCCACAAAAAUAUGGGAACCGGUUCAUCAAGGCCCCGGAGAAAGCCCCCUUGGGGAUGACACAAGACUGGACUUGCGCGCCUCCUCCGAUUUCUUAUUGAUGCCUCAAAUGGCAGUGCAGCCCAUACCUGCCUGUUUGCCCAUACCAUUUCCUCAAGGGACUGUAGGGCUCCUUCUGGGCCGAGGGUCACUCACCCUGCAAGGAUUGAUUGUUCACCCUGGCAUAAUUGACAAUCAGCGUACCCCUGAGGUUCAGGUUUUGUGCUCUAGCCCUAAAGGCAUAUUUUCUAUCAGUAAAGGGGAUAGGAUAGCUCAGUUGCUACUCCUUCCAAGUACCCACCAGGAAUUUAGAAAUAGGCCGAUGGGAUCCUCGGGUCAGGACUCAGCCUAUUUAGUUGUCAGCCUACAAAAUAGGCCGAAGCUGCUCCUACAGGUUAAUGGUAAGAGUUUUGAAGGCAUCCUAGAUACUGGGGCAGAUAAGAGCAUCAUCUCUUCCCAUUGGUGGCCAAGGUCUUGGCCGAUUACCGAGGCUUCCCAUUCAUUACAGGGUUUGGGUUAUAGUGCCCAUCCCACAAUCAGCUCUUCCGCCCUCACUUGGAAGACGGCGGAAGGGCGGGAGGGAAGAUUCACUCCUUAUGUCCUCCCUUUACCUGUCAACCUAUGGGGACGGGAUGUUAUGCACGACCUCGGGCUUACUCUGUCCAAUGAAUAUUCACCACAAGCAAU
Molecule: messenger RNA, 2239 nt
Organism: Nannospalax galili (Upper Galilee mountains blind mole rat)
Lineage: Eukaryota; Metazoa; Chordata; Mammalia; Rodentia; Spalacidae
Product: igE-binding protein-like
Biological process (GO): viral process
Molecular function (GO): zinc ion binding; nucleic acid binding
Source: RefSeq, a predicted model, not a curated record